Zychaea mexicana is the source of this 1161-nucleotide messenger RNA. RefSeq lists its product as uncharacterized. Lineage: Eukaryota; Fungi; Mucoromycota; Mucoromycetes; Mucorales; Lichtheimiaceae. The coding region runs from base 1 to 870 and encodes 289 amino acids. The record is from RefSeq and is a predicted model, not a curated record. The transcript has 2 exons.
AUGCUUCACGUACAGGAAUCUUCUCACAGCACAUUGCUGCUCGGACCGAUGCUUACUCCUCCAGUACAUCCUCAACCGACAACGUCGACGUCAUCGAGAACAACUCGGGUAGUUGAGCAAUUGCAAGACACACUCGACAAUCUUCAAAAAGAACUUAUCUCCACUCGCUCUCAGCUCGAGACAGCACGCCAAGCAAAAGCACAGAGCGAAUUGGACGCACACAACUAUGUUGAAUCCAACAAGAAAUACCGAACUGAUAUACAGGGCUUGAUGCAGACGCUUGAAGUUAAACAGCAGGUGCUCGACACGACCAAGAAGUCAUCAAUGGCAAUGGAAGCCCAGGUCAAAAAGCUCAGAGAUGAAGCCCUCGCAUCCCGCAAAAAGCUCGAAGAACUCCGUCGUAAAGAGCAGGUACUCGAACGCGAUCGGAAUGUCGCAGUUGCCGAAAAGGAGCAGACAGAGCGCCAGCACAUUGUAUUGAAGGAAUCGGUGGCACGUCUCAGCACACGGUUUGAGCGAGAAGCGGCCGGGUUACGACAGGACUUAACAUCAGUACAAGAUCAAGUCUCCCUCAUGUCUGAACGUGGCAAACUCAUUGCACAGCUGUCAGAGCAAAAGAUCAAGCAGUGUGCAGCAGAGCGCAAAGAAUUGAUAGCCGGACUGGAAAUUAUGCGUGUCAAAAUGCAAGAGAACUUACAGCGUUUUGUGCAACAAAUGCGAGCCGAAAUAGGACCUCUACUCGAUGAUGUCAACCAAUCAACUUCUACCACCAAAGACUUUGAAUACGCGGUGCUACGAUGCCGUGGCGAGGUCAAUGGUCUCGUAGCAAGAAUCAGGGCUUACACAGCAGAAGCCUACGGAGUCGAAUGAAUUCCCUCUUAUCCCUCACACUACCCUUCUUUUCUCUCCGUCUCUUCCUCUCCUCCACCUCCUUCUCUAUAAUAACUAUAUAGUAGUUUACAUACAAAAAUCCAUCCGGUAGCUCUACCAGACCCAGGCAGAGCAACAUAAUACCUCUUUUCUACGACCAUUCUAUUUUUCCCAACUCCAGAAACAGAUGUAAUGAGCAGACUUGUUUGCGUACUUAUUAAUUUAGUGAAAUCCUUAUAGUAUUUAAAUGUAAUUGCCAUAUUAGGGCAUGUACGUGCGCCUCGUUUCGAC